CUGCAUAUAUAGAACCUGGAGACAUUUGCUCCCGUCGCAACUCGAACGUUUAUUGGUCCACGUCAGCCGUGGGACAACUAAUAUGGCAGGGUAUUGAUAGGGUAUUCUUCCAAUGAAGUAAAAGAAUUGAUGGGUAUAUUAUGGUGGGCCUCAUGUCAGAGGAGCGUAAUAACUCCCGUGACCAUCAUCCCUUCUCGGUGAGUCCCGCCCCCAGUGCGCCGCCGCCGAACACCACGCGCACGCCGGCUCGAGUCCCGCCCCCCGGCGCGCACGUCUCGCGAAUCCCCGGGGCUGCUCCGUUGGCUGGCUGGAGGCAGCCACGCCGGGAUUCUUCGAUGGAGAAGGAGAGGAAGCAGGGCUUCCGCGCCCUGAAGGAGGAGGUGGUGCGGGGGCUGUCGCCGGCGUGGUCUCGCGGGAAGACUCUAGCGAGGAGCGCUUCGCCGGCCAGAAUGCUCAUCCCACGCCGCCGUAGAAGCAGCAGUACAUCCCGGAGCAGCUCAUCUCGUGCUCCCGCAGCCUCCGGCCGCCCGCCCCGGCGGUUCCUACAGCUUGUUCCACCAAGGGCGCCCCAAUCUUACGUGGAUGUUGUUUCGCUUCCGUUUAUGGUCGGCCGUGCAUCUGGUCUGCUCUGGUACUGACUUGGCUUCACUCUUCUCGAAUAGAUCACAGGAGUCAUCGUCUGCGCCGCCGCCGUCGAGCAAGGCGAAUUCGUGCUCUAAACCAUGGCGCCCAGGAUGUGGUAUGUCGAGCUCGCAGCCGGCGGCAGCAAGGUGCACGCGCGAUGCAACGGCCGCCUCGUCUGGCGCCACACCUCCAGGUGAAGAAGGCAUCAUCAAUGCCGUUGGCGGCGCCGCCAUUCGCGUGCUCCAGCCUGAGACGCAGAGGCUAAACAGUGAUGUGGUUGUUGGUCGCGGUGCAGAACUGCAGAAAAUGGCAGCUGCUCCUGUAUGGCCCACGUAAGAGCUGGACCAAUCAAAAAUGGAGUUCCGUCCGGUGCAUGUGCCCGCAGGUUCAACCGAGACUUUUCC
Lolium perenne is the source of this 1028-nucleotide messenger RNA. The record is from RefSeq and is a predicted model, not a curated record. NCBI's taxonomy places the organism in Eukaryota, Viridiplantae, Streptophyta, Magnoliopsida, Poales, Poaceae.